ACGUCCACAGCGGCCUCGACCGACUCGCGGUACUCGCAAUUUGCCUGGUUGACCUCCCCGCGCAGGCAGGGGGACCUCAAGCUCCCGCUCAUCGUGGACCGCAACCUGUCCAUCUCUCGCGACUACGGCGUCCUCAUCGAGACCGAGGGCACCACCCUCCGCGGGCUCUUUAUCAUCGACCCCAAGGACAUCCUCAGGCGCAUCCGCAGCGGACCGGCAUACGCUCAAGGAUCAUGGCUGAUCGAGACGACCCGGCUCGUGAAGGCGCUCCAGUGCACCGGCGCGCACGUCGAGGUGUGCCCCGCGAACUGGAGCGAGGGCGCGAAGAAGUUGAAGGCGAACCCGAAGGGCCCGCUCAAGUACUUCGCGAGCGUCGAGAACGGGAAUGGGAACAAGAAG
This is a messenger RNA of Epithele typhae, 399 nucleotides long. RefSeq names its product thioredoxin-like protein. Gene Ontology annotation, molecular function: thioredoxin peroxidase activity. The annotation marks the transcript as partial. The record is from RefSeq and is a predicted model, not a curated record. The transcript is spliced from 3 exons. Lineage: Eukaryota; Fungi; Basidiomycota; Agaricomycetes; Polyporales; Epitheliaceae. Gene Ontology annotation, biological process: cellular response to stress; hydrogen peroxide catabolic process; response to oxidative stress. Gene Ontology annotation, cellular component: cytosol.